AUGGGCGGCAUCGCCAUAAAUUAUAAAGGCGAGGCAAUCAUCAACAAGGGUAGCGGUGAUCAAGCGAUACCAGGGUUACAUGCAGCAGGUGAAGCGGUGAGCAACUGUCAUGGAGCCAACAGACUUGGAGCCAACUCGAUUCUCGACGUCGAUUUGGGAUUUGGGAAGGCGAUUGGCAUAAAUAUCGGAUGCAUUGCCACUCCUGGUGAUAAACAGCCAGAGUUAAAACAUAAUAUAUGUGAUGCAUCUAUUGAUAACUUAGAAAAAGUAAAGGCUUUGAAGGGCUCAGUCUUCCCACACGAUCUUCGUUUGAAUAUGAGAACUACUAUGCAAAAUAAAUGCGGUGUCUUUAGGGAAGCGAAGUUAUUGGAUGAAGCCCAGGAAGAAAUACAAAAGUGGUAUGCGGCAUUCAAAGAUUUGAAAAUUACCGACCAGAAGAAAAACUUUAACACCGAUCUAAUAGAAAGUCUAGAGCUUCAGAAUAUGUUACGGGCUGCAGUUCAGUCGAUUAUCCGGGAAGCCGCAAGUCUAGUUGGGGAACGGGAACAAAUAGAUACUUGGGAUAACCUUAAGUUAUUAUUAAGCCAACACUUUGGCGAUCCAAGGUCAGAAGAUUGUCUGGCUAUGGAAUUAGAUUCCCUAAAAAAGGAUAAGAACGAAAGUCAUUUAGAUUUCUGUCAUCGUGUCCAACAUUUAAGGAGUAUUUUAUUCUCCAAAAUAAAUGAAACCAUUGACAACCCCGAAAUAAGACAGGCCAAACAAGCGAUAUAUAAUAAUUCGGCAUUAAACGUUUUCUUAUUUAAUUUACCAGCGUACCUUGUAAGAUUAGUGAGAUUACGUAAUGUUACCACGCUGGAAGAUGCUUUAAAAACCGUGUUGGAAGAACAAAAUUUUCAAACGGUUUAUGAUAGAAAAACCGAUAAAGAUAACCAAUCAAUGGUAGUUAAUGUAGAAAAUGAAAAUAGUAAUUCUAUGUCUUUCUCUGAAGCAUCUAGGUCUGAAACAACUGGUCGUAUAGAUGAACGUGAUAUUCCAUCUCGAAUUAAUUCCCGGUCAUCAUCUCGUACACUAACAAGUAACUCUAGUACAGACACAGUACAUUCCGCAGAUGAUAUGACUACAAAAAGUGUUCCUAUUCUCAAAGAAGCCAUAAAUACUAAACCAAAACUAUUUUUAACACAUACAUGGGAUAAAAAUGAACUCUUUGUCCAAAUUAAAUCUCAUCCAAAACAAAAUAUUUCAGAAAUAUACUUACGAUUAAAUAAUUCGGAAUUCCUCAAAGAAUAUAUUAAACCUAAAAUUAAAUAUUUCAUUUAUUACGACAACAAAGCGCAUCGAUCAUUGUUUAAGGACAUAAAACGUCCCCCACAGGUUACUCCUAUUCCUAUAACAAAAUCCUCUAAAACUUACACAAUUAUUCCUAAAUAUCCUUACCUAUUGGUGAAUGGUUUGAAAUACAGAAAUGUGUUGAGCCCUUGCGAGAGCAUAGAAGACAACAAAUACUUAUGUUCAGAAGAAAAUAUGGCAACAGACAAUGAGGAAACAUGUAUCGAGGAAUUAAUGUUAAUAAAGAAUAAUUACAGCCUAUGUCAUCAACAUCAAAUACGAAUUGAGAAGCUAAAAAUCCAGAAGAUAAUGAACAACAGCUGGUUGAUAUUCACAGCAGAUAAGAUAAUUUUGUCGGAACACUGCAGAAACGACGUCCGUCGAUUCAGUUUACUGGGGACUUACGUCGUGACGCCAAGUCAAGGGUGCAACAUGCAAAUUGGCAGAACAAUCUUCGGUCAAUCAAGCAAUGUAUCGGAUGUGAAUAUACAGAUGCCACUGGUGGUGAUUCCCGAACUUCAGGAAGAUUUAGCAACGGCAGAUAAAAAGUUAGAUUUGACAAACGUGGACUUCAGUGACGUAAAAGAAAUGUUAAAUAAUGUGAGAAAUAGCAAUAGUGAAAUAGUGGUGGAAAGUGUGGUGACACAUAACAUAAGUGUAUGGACAUUAGUUCUUUAUUUUAUAGUAGUAAUAAUAGUAAUUGUUAUAAUAUUAAAGUUUAAAUUGUAUUCUAUUUGCAAUAAAAGAAAUUCUCCGAAGUCACCUUUAGCCCCUUCGGAUAAUUUCUCUCUUAGGGAGGGAGGAGUUAAGAGUACCAACCCUAUUAAUAUAUGCUUUGCUAGCACUAAGCCGAAUGUAGGUCGUGCGUCAGCAACGACCAAUACUUAUCCGUUGCCGUUCCUUUACUCCUGCGCUAGAAAUCGAACAGAAAGCAGAGGUGCACACUUUCGAGAUGACUUUCCAAAGAGAGAAGAUGAAAUGGACUACAGUAAACCGACAGAAGGACAGACAGCGAAGCCCAUAGAGAAACAUUGGCGUAAACACAGCAUAUCUAACCUCGAUCUCGCGACCGGAAAAGUAACUAUUAGCUAUAGACCAGUCAUAGACAAAACCUUGGACGAUGAAGUUCAGACGAUUCCCCCUGUACCCAGAGUUUACUAG
Molecule: messenger RNA, 2487 nt
Organism: Pieris macdunnoughi
Lineage: Eukaryota; Metazoa; Arthropoda; Insecta; Lepidoptera; Pieridae
Source: the annotation of a GenBank genome assembly